UAGAACCCCCCGCCGUGCCCCGUCCCAAGGCAGUCGCCAGUUCAUAACUGCGACUUAAAAGUAUCUUCUUCGCGACCCUUCUCCGUCGCGAUUUGGGGGAGGAGAUUUAGGCUCUCCACUGCUUUCUUCGAUCCUCGGACUAGGUGUAGGUUGCCUUUCAAUUCUCAAAGAAGGAUCAGCUCUGCAAAUUAUCUUUGGGGGGCUAAAUUAUGGAUAGUAUGAAGCCACUGAGCGGAGAAUUGAGCAAUUCGUUUGAUACUCUUAUGGUUUCUGGUGGUGUCGAGAUUAGGCAGGCUCAGAAUGGUGGCACUGAAACCAGCUUAACAGAUUGGAAAGACCUUCCCAUGGAGCUGCUCCUGCGGAUUAUGUCAAUAGUUGGAGAUGACAGGAUGGUCAUCGUUGCUUCCGGUGUAUGCACAGGGUGGCGCGAUGCAUUAGGUUGGGGAGUUGCAAAUCUUUCACUCUCAUGGUGCCGAGAUCACAUGAAUGACUUAGUGAUAUCACUGGCUCACAAAUUCACAAAGCUGCAAGUUCUAUCUCUACGGCAGAUCAAGCCUCAGCUUGAAGACAGCGGUGCUGAGGCCGUGGCAAACCACUGUCAUGAUCUGCGCGAGCUGGAUCUCAGCAGAAGCUUUAGGCUUAGUGACCGGUCCUUGUACGCUCUGGCCCAUGGGUGCCUGAACCUCACAAGGCUCAACAUCAGCGGGUGCUCCAAUUUCAGCGACGCGGCUUUAGUGUUCCUCAGUAGCCAGUGCAAGAGCCUCAAAUGUCUGAAUCUGUGCGGGUGUGUGAGGGCAGCGUCUGACAGAGCACUUCAGGCCAUCGCCUGUAACUGCGGCCAGCUGCAAUCGUUGAACCUGGGCUGGUGCGAUAGCAUCACUGACAAGGGAGUGACCAGCUUGGCGUCAGGGUGCCCUGAACUCAGGGCUGUGGACUUGUGUGGCUGUGUUCUCAUAACAGAUGAGAGUGUGGUUGCGCUGGCGAACGGCUGCCCUCACCUACGGUCCCUGGGGUUGUACUACUGCCAGAACAUCACGGACCGCGCCAUGUACUCGCUGGCGGCGAACGGCUGCGUGAGGAGCCAGGGCCGGGGCUGGGACGCGGCGCAGAGCGGUGGCGGCAGCAAGGAUCGGGACGGCCUGGCGAGCCUGAACAUCAGCCAGUGCACGGCACUGACCCCGCCGGCGGUGCAGGCGGUGUGUGACUCUUUCCCGGCGCUGCACACGUGCCCGGAGCGGCACUCGCUCAAUAUCAGCGGGUGCCUCAGCCUCACCUCCGUGCACUGCGCCUGCGCGCUCCACCCGCACCGCGCUGGGCGAGCCAUCCUCUCCAACCAUGCCUACUGAAAUCCGUGGAUCAGGCCACAGGAGACGUAGCGUCGGAUCUGCGGCGUGGUUUGGCGCGUGAUUGUGGAGCGGUGAGGAGAGCCGUCUGUUGUAUUAGAAUCUAGGAGUGCUUGAGCUGGGUAGUUGGUACUUGUGUGCGCGUUGGAGAUGUGUGUGUUGGUGUUGGGCACCCAGAACUUGGGCUGUAGAAGCGACGGGGCCGAGCUUCUUGUCUGCAAAAUUAUGGACUGUGCUCUGUACAUGUGGUCUUUGCUUUUGAGAUCUGCUCGCUCGUGGGCAA
Molecule: messenger RNA, 1626 nt
Organism: Panicum hallii
Lineage: Eukaryota; Viridiplantae; Streptophyta; Magnoliopsida; Poales; Poaceae
Product: F-box protein SKP2A-like
Exons: 5
Coding region: 210-1346 (378 amino acids)
Biological process (GO): SCF-dependent proteasomal ubiquitin-dependent protein catabolic process
Cellular component (GO): SCF ubiquitin ligase complex
Molecular function (GO): protein binding
Source: RefSeq, a predicted model, not a curated record